AUGCGGGUACUCCUCUCGAAACUUCCGAGACCAUGGAUAGUUGACGAGAAAAAGGACGAUGGCUACACGGCCCUUCAUCUGGCUGCCCUCAACAAUCAUGUCGAAGUUGCUGAACAGCUCGCACGUGCUGGAAAAGCUGACCUGGAUUUGCAAAAUGUCAAUUUGCAGACCGCGCUGCAUCUCGCCGUGGAGCGACAGCACACGCAGAUCGUUCGUCUGCUGGUGCGCGAGGGCGCCAACCUGAACGUCGCCGACAAGGAUGGCGACACGCCUCUCCAUGAAGCGUUGAGAUAUCACACGUUGUCGCAGCUGCGACAGCUGCAGGACGUUCAGGAUGUAGGACGUCUUCUGAUGGGUCUGGGCGCACAGGGCCAGGACAAGAAGAGCAGCUCGUUCAUUGCCUGCUUCCUGGCUGCCCAUGGCGCCGACCUGGAGUUGAAGAACAAGAAGGGACAGACUCCCCUUGACCUCUGUCCUGAUCCGAAUCUCUGCAAAACACUAACUACUUGCCACAAGGACAGAGAAUCACACAGUAUUGAACCGACAGCUCCAUCGGCAACGAUCGACGAGUGUUUGGUUUGCUCGGAUGGGAAACGUGAAAUGCUUUUCAACCCCUGCGGACAUGUUGCUUGUUGCAACACUUGUGCGCCAAGGGUGAAGAAAUGUCUGAUCUGCAGGGAGAACGUUCUGUCGAGAAUGAAGAUUGAAGAAUGUGUUGUGUGCUCGGAUCGGAAGGCAGGAGUACUGUUUCGUCCAUGCGGACAUAUGUGUGCCUGCGAAGGUUGCGCUGCCCUUAUGAAGAAAUGCGUCCAAUGCAGAGCUCAAAUUCAACACAUGGCACCAUUGUCCCUCUGUUGCGGCGGGGGUGGGGACGUUACUUACGUUAAGGGCAUCAAUACUUCAGGUAACAUCUCUGACGUGAAGAAUGAUUCAGAAGAAGAACCGACAACAAGUAAGCAAGCCACCGGAAGCGGGGAACCUCUCAUGAACAACGGAAGCAUCGAUAAAACUCUCAGCGAUAUAGAGAAACUUGAGCAGCAACUACAGGACAUCAAGGAACAGACCAUGUGUCCUGUUUGUUUGGAUCGUUUGAAGAACAUGAUAUUCCUGUGCGGCCACGGAACCUGUCAAAUGUGUGGCGACCGGAUGUCAGAGUGCCCGAUAUGCCGGAAAGCAGUGGAUAGACGUAUUUUGCUUUAUUAA
This is a messenger RNA of Dufourea novaeangliae, 1203 nucleotides long. RefSeq names its product E3 ubiquitin-protein ligase MIB1-like. Gene Ontology annotation, cellular component: cytoplasm. The transcript has 6 exons. Lineage: Eukaryota; Metazoa; Arthropoda; Insecta; Hymenoptera; Halictidae. Bases 1 to 1203 code for a protein of 400 amino acids. The record is from RefSeq and is a predicted model, not a curated record. Gene Ontology annotation, molecular function: protein binding; ubiquitin-protein transferase activity. Gene Ontology annotation, biological process: protein ubiquitination.